This is a messenger RNA of Arvicola amphibius (Eurasian water vole), 1129 nucleotides long. It is a transcript of the gene Sgcd, whose product is annotated as sarcoglycan delta. NCBI's taxonomy places the organism in Eukaryota, Metazoa, Chordata, Mammalia, Rodentia, Cricetidae. The transcript is spliced from 8 exons. Gene Ontology annotation, biological process: cardiac muscle tissue development; heart contraction. Gene Ontology annotation, cellular component: sarcolemma; sarcoglycan complex. The record is from RefSeq and is a predicted model, not a curated record. The coding region runs from base 127 to 996 and encodes 289 amino acids.
CAGCUCCUGAGCGCAGGCAGGGCCUGCUCACAUGGGCGGGCUGAGUGGCCGCCUCCUUCAGAGCCUCUCAGCUUUCCCCAGGACCACGGGGGACCCUCAUCCGCCACUCUGUGAAGCAGAGGAGAGAUGCCUCAGGAACAGUACCCACACCACAGGAGCACCAUGCCCAGCUCAGAGGGGCCACACAUAUACAAAGUGGGGAUUUACGGCUGGAGGAAAAGAUGCCUGUAUUUCUUUGUCCUGCUCCUCAUGAUCUUAAUCCUGGUGAACUUGGCCAUGACUAUCUGGAUUCUCAAAGUCAUGAACUUCACAAUUGAUGGAAUGGGGAACUUAAGAAUCACAGAAAAGGGUCUGAAGCUAGAAGGAGACUCGGAAUUCUUACAACCUCUCUACGCCAAAGAAAUCCAGUCCCGACCAGGUAAUGCCCUCUACUUCAAAUCUGCCAGGAACGUGACAGUGAACAUUCUCAACGACCAGACAAAAGUGCUGACUCGGCUGGUGACAGGUCCGAAGGCUGUGGAAGCCUAUGGCAAAAAGUUUGAAGUAAAAACGGUUUCUGGAAAAUUGCUCUUUUCUGCGGAUGACAAUGAAGUGGUCGUGGGAGCCGAGAGAUUGCGAGUCUUAGGAGCUGAAGGCACAGUCUUUCCCAAAUCCAUAGAAACACCUAACGUCAGAGCAGACCCCUUCAAGGAACUAAGGCUGGAGUCCCCAACCCGAUCUCUAGUGAUGGAAGCACCGAAAGGGGUAGAAAUCAAUGCAGAAGCGGGCAAUAUGGAAGCCACCUGCAGAAGUGAGCUGAGACUGGAGUCCAAGGAUGGGGAGAUUAAGUUAGAUGCUGCGAAAAUCAAACUACCUAGACUGCCUCGUGGAUCCUACACAACCACAGGAACGAGGCAGAAGGUCUUCGAGGUCUGCGUCUGCGCCAAUGGGAGGUUAUUCCUGUCCCAGGCAGGAACUGGUUCCACUUGUCAGAUAAACACAAGUGUCUGCCUUUGAAGGACUAUCCAUAGUGGACAAUUGUCGGCAGCAUAAAGGCCCUUUUUGGCUUGAGACACUGGCUGCCAGCUAUUUUUACUAGAACACAGAAAGCCUAUCAAAGACCUUUUGUGUGUGUGUGUGUAUGUAUGAG